Messenger RNA from Cooperia oncophora, 651 nucleotides. Lineage: Eukaryota; Metazoa; Nematoda; Chromadorea; Rhabditida; Trichostrongylidae. The record is from the annotation of a GenBank genome assembly.
AUGUUUGAGGUUGAUUGGAGCUCAGAAGGCGGUUGGACUAAGCCAGUGAUUCGUCCCUAUGAGAACUUUUCACUUGAUCCUGCAGCUAAGGUUCUCCACUACGCUACUGAGUUGUUUGAGGGAAUGAAGGCAUAUCGUGGUGACGACGACCGUAUUCGACUAUUCCGCCCACAGCUUAAUAUGGAGCGAAUGCGCCGAACGGCCAGACGAGCUGCUCUACCGGAUUUUGAUGGCGACGAGCUACUGAAAUGCAUACUAGAAUUGGUUCGUGUUGAUCAAGCGUGGGUACCGAAAGAAAAAGGAGCGGCGCUAUAUGUACGCCCAACCUUGAUUGGAACUGAGCCAGGUUUGGGCGUACUCCUCUCGAAUAAGGCUAAACUGUUCGUGAUCACAAGUCCAGUGGGGGCCUACUUCAAGCACGGUUUCAAACCGAUCAAAUUACUUGCCGAUGCAAAAUUCGUCCGAGCAGCAAAAGGUGGGGUUGGUGCUUUCAAGAUGGGCUCUAACUAUGCUCCUACAUUGGGUGUGGCUGCAGAAGCAGAAUCAGAAGGCUGUCAUCAGGUUCUAUGGCUGUCAGGAGAAGAACACUAUGUGAGUGAAUGCAGGGACAAUUCCAUUUACUAUUUGGAUCUGGCACUUUGUGCAACUUAA